This is a messenger RNA of Helobdella robusta, 954 nucleotides long. RefSeq lists its product as hypothetical. The record is from RefSeq and is a predicted model, not a curated record. The coding region runs from base 1 to 954 and encodes 317 amino acids. The transcript has 3 exons. NCBI's taxonomy places the organism in Eukaryota, Metazoa, Annelida, Clitellata, Rhynchobdellida, Glossiphoniidae.
AUGACCAAUGAAAUUAGAAAGAUUCAAAAUAAUAAUAUUAAGGUAAAUGAUAACAAUGAAAACGUUAAAAACAACUCAAGUUAUAAUCACAAUGUAACCGACAAUGAUAACCACGUUUCUAUCGAUCAUAACAGCCAUAACAACACAAGCAACACUGACAAUAACACAAGAAACAACACAAACAACAAUGACGACAAUAUAAGUGAUAAUAACACGAACAAUAAUGAUAGACGUAUUAUCAAUGAUCAUGAUAAUGAUAACAUAAAUAACAACGAAAACAAUGGUAACCAUGUUACUAUUGUACAAGUCAUUGUCGAUAACCUAAUCAACAACGACAACCAUGUUAUUUCCAAUAAUCUUGUCAGUAAUGUAAACAACUCAAACAACGACGUUGUUGCUGAUCAUGUCGGUGACAAUGAUGCAAACUCUAUUACCAACUCCAACAACAAUAACAGCGACAAUAACGAUGACCAUGUGGAUCAUGACAAUGAUAAUAACACAAUCAAUGACAACCUCGUUAUCGCAAACUCCAUUCAUAACAAUAACAACAACUCAAACAACAAUACCGACAGUGCAAAAUUAACUUUAUUUUAUCGUAACUUAAUGAGCUCUUCGUAUAAAGAAGACGAAUAUAUAAUUAGAAAAAUCAUUAAAAAAGGAGUCCAUCCAGUUGAUUCUAAUGAAAAAAUAAACCUUCUUAUUUAUUAUAAAAAUUUUAAGUCGCAACAACUACUAAUAAAAAAUAGUCCCAACGUUAAACUAGCAACAACACAGCACUCCCACGUCAUCUACCAAUUUCUAUGUCCUCACGAAGACUAUGAACAGCUCUGUGCAGUGGAGAAGCUUAUUCACUCAUUGGAUUUGUCCGGACAUAAAAGCUGUCAGCUGAAUCAUGCAAAUGUCAUCAGCGAUAUGUUUGAGAGCAGUCUUGAUGGAAUUAGAAAUGUUGAGUAG